AUGGAGCCCCGCGAUUCGUGCCCUCUACUGGAUGGUGUAGACGCCGCCACACUCCACCCCCAGCACCCCGCGCGCUUCUGCCUCCCCUCCCGGUGCGGCCUGUCUCUGAAAGCUUGCCGGGAGCCGCCGGCAGGCUUCCCUCUGCCCCUGCCAGCUGACGUCCUCGCCACGCUGUGGAAGACGUGCGUUUCCCGUGAGUCGGCGCUGAGUGACGUGGGCACCACGGCCUGCCCGUGCAUGCCACACACCCAGCACCUGCCUGCCCGCCCCCCGGGCCUUCUGCGGGGGCUGGCACCUGCUGGGGGUUCUGGUUUUUACUUUUUUAAUGUAAGUCUGAGUCUUUGUAAUUAUUGA
Molecule: messenger RNA, 354 nt
Organism: Rangifer tarandus platyrhynchus (Svalbard reindeer)
Lineage: Eukaryota; Metazoa; Chordata; Mammalia; Artiodactyla; Cervidae
Source: the annotation of a GenBank genome assembly